Messenger RNA from Oncorhynchus keta (chum salmon), 3934 nucleotides. It is a transcript of the gene hcrtr2, whose product is annotated as hypocretin (orexin) receptor 2. Lineage: Eukaryota; Metazoa; Chordata; Actinopteri; Salmoniformes; Salmonidae. Gene Ontology annotation, biological process: G protein-coupled receptor signaling pathway; feeding behavior; circadian sleep/wake cycle process. The record is from RefSeq and is a predicted model, not a curated record. Gene Ontology annotation, molecular function: orexin receptor activity. Gene Ontology annotation, cellular component: membrane. The coding region runs from base 1554 to 2822 and encodes 422 amino acids. The transcript is spliced from 8 exons.
UGUAUAUAUUCUUAUUCCAUCCCUUUACUUAGAUUUGUGUGUAAUUAGGUAGUUGUGGAAUUGUUAGAUUACUUGUUAGAUAUUACUGCACUGUCAGAACUAGAAGCACAAGCAUUUCGCUACUCUCGCAAUGACAUCUGCUAACCAUGUGUAUGUGACCAAUAACAUUUGAGUUGAUCUGUAUCUGCAAAAGUUAUUUCUGGGAAGAUUGUAAGUUUCCCUCAGCAAAUCAAAGGAGGCAAAGGCUUUACAUUUUAAACUGUAAGCAUUUAAAGGUAUUGGUUUUACUGAAAGAUAUAGGCCUAACUAUUUCACUGUGUAAACUUCUUCCACUACCAUUAACAAUAUUACUUUCAGGCAGCUAAGCAAGCACACAAAGUUUCUACUGAAACUUCCUUUUCUAGUUAUCAUUGUUGUCAAGCACCCCUCCUUUUAUUUUGUUUUCUGAAGCACGAAGGCCCACCAGAACUCACCAAAACUAUCACAGCUUAUUGUGAAAUAAACAUUCAUUACUUAUUCGAAAUUCGUGACAGCCACAACAAAAAGUACACUUUUCUUGUGUAUGAUUUUUCUUUCUUUCUUCAUAAUGCAGUCGUGUCUAUUUCACAAUAAUCUGUGAUACUGGGUUGAACUCACACACAAACUAUACUUGUCUGUAUGAAAACAGGAAGAUACAGUUUUAAGCACAGGAUGCUCUUCCUUUAGAGCACCUCAGCAUCGAAUUGAAGUGCUCAGAGGCUUUUAGAGGGAGUGCUAGUCCCUCACCGCCAGUAAACAUGGAGGACUGCAUGAGGCUAUGGCCAAGUUUAAUGAUAGAUGCCAAACCAAUGUCAAACCACUAGGGUAUGUGACCCCAAUUAACCGCUGUGGACAAUUUUUGUGAUUAAUGAACAGCUAGCUCAGGGUUUCCCAAACUCGGUCCUGGCCUUUCAAUAUAAUGGAAAAUCCCCAACUUGGAAACAACAUGCUGUCAGACAAUGCCAUCAAUAUGCUGUUGCGUACCAGUGAAUUAAAUGUGUAGGGAACCACUUGUCCAAGGCCAGGCAACCGUACUCCUGAAUUCAUGUUUUUGUUUUAACCAACAUGGAAGACCAGGUGUGACUGAUCAAUUAGCUCAGUUGGUCUGGUGUGGUGCCGAGUUGGGACAAAAUCCUCCAUUAUCUGUGGCACUUUGGGAACAGGGUGAUCUACCCCUGCACUAUAUUUAUAUUGGUUUAUAAACAAAUGUGAUAGACAUCCCUGUCAGAGUGGUUAAUUGUCCACUUCUGCUUCCUGGUGAAUUUUUCAAACUUUUUCCCAAGACAAAGAUCUGACUUCAACUCUGGUCUUACUUUGCUUCAAUAAGGAGUUUUCUGAUUGGUUUCUUGCCCUGCGUGCUCCUUGCCUUGCAUGAUCCCUGCGUUGGAGAGAUGGUCACGUUGACGAUGCCAAAGCGUUUCAGAUCUGGUGCAUAGCCAUUCUAUUAGCAGACGUUAAAUCUGGUAGUCUGUUGCUCGUUCCAGGCGCGCUGAAUGGACACUAAAAAGACCGUAAACACUUCCAACUAUUGAAGGAUGUCGGGGAUCACAGUGAAUUCGGAUUGUGGAGAAUGUUCACCCCCUUCGCAUGAGCCUUGCACCACGGAAUUACACCCAUACUCUAGCAUCGAUGACGAUGAUGAACUUCUGAAGUAUAUUUGGAGGGAAUAUUUGCAUCCUAAGCAAUAUGAAUGGGUUCUUAUUGUAGGAUACAUAAUAGUUUUUUUUGUUUCUCUCAUUGGAAACACACUAGUUUGUUUUGCAGUGUGGAAAAACCAUCACAUGCGCACAGUGACCAACUGUUUCAUUGUGAAUCUCUCCUUUGCUGAUGUCCUGGUCACCAUCACCUGUCUCCCGGCAAGUCUUGUGGUAGACAUUACAGAAACAUGGUUCUUUGGAAACACUCUUUGUAAAAUACUGCCUUACUUACAGACAAUCUCCGUAUCUGUGUCAGUCUUGACUCUGAGCUGCAUUGCUCUCGACCGCUGGUACGCAAUCUGCCACCCGCUGAUGUUCAAAAGCACGGCCAGGCGUGCCCGCAAGAGUAUCCUCCUCAUCUGGGGGGUUUCCUGUAUCAUCAUGAUCCCCCAGGCCAUCGUGAUGGAGUGCAGCAGCCUGCUCCCUGAGCUCACCAACAAAACCAGCCUUUUCACUGUGUGUGAAGAGCGCUGGGGAGCUGAUGUCUACCCCAAGGUGUAUCACACCUGUUUCUUCAUGGUCACAUACUUCGCUCCCCUCUGUCUGAUGGUUCUGGCAUACAUCCAGAUAUGUCAUAAACUGUGGUGUCAACAGAUUCCCGGGACGUCAUCUGUGCUACAGAGGAAGCGGACGCCCCUCCAGGGUUCCACUUAUUCUCCAGGUCCUGGGGAGUCAGCCAGAGUCCGGACCAGCACAGUGUCCGCUGAGAUCAAACAGGUCCGGGCCCGCAGGAAGACAGCCCGCAUGCUGAUGGUGGUCCUCUUUGUCUUUGCCCUCUGCUACCUGCCCAUCAGCGUACUCAACAUCAUGAAAAGAGUGUUUGGGACGUUUCAGUACACAAACAGCAGAGAGACUGUAUACGCCUGGUUCACGUUCUCACAUUGGCUGAUAUAUGCCAACAGUGCUGCAAAUCCAAUCAUCUAUAACUUUUUAAGUGGGAAGUUUCGAGCGGAAUUCAAAGCAGCAUUUUCCUGUCGCUCUUUUGGCCGAUGUCAGAACCAAACAGAGGGCAUAAGGAGAAGAAUAAACACCGACAGCCGUAAAUCCUUGUCCACUCAAGUCAACAACAUGGACAAUGUCUCACGGAUAUCUGACCAUGUGGUUUAAUCCUAUACUGGGGCAUGCUGGGAGAUCUUAUAAUUGCACCAUGCCACCCAGGACACACUGGCAUUCACUGUCUCCAUGAUACAAAGGUCACGAAUAGAACACAUUGUAAACGUCAAGCUUUUAAUAACAGACAUCUUGAAUAGACCACAUACUCUGAAUGGACUGAAAGCACUCAACAUCCACCAACAUGUGUGACAGCAAAUCCCUCCCCUGCUGGAACUUCUACCCAGGGGAAGAGAAGUGAUUUGAAUGAGUCGUGUCUGUUACAGAUGGAUAACCGUUCUAUUGGCUCCAGUCUUUGGUUCUCAUCCCACCAGAGGCAGGAUUUAGCACCCCAUGGUGUUGUACACCUCACCAGAAAGGACAGACUGAAGGAUGAAUCACAAUGCAAAGAUUAAACCCUAUCAACGUUUAUUAUCAAAGCUUCUUAAAUCUGAAGAUGGAUUACAAAGUAACAAUUUGUUUGUUAAUUAGCCACAAUAGUGUACUACGUGUGUAUUUGUGGUGAUGUUUACAUAUGUCUUAUGAUGACUACUUCAUACUUCAUAAUAAUAAUAAUUAUUGCUAUUAUUAAUAUUUGUAUUAUUGUUGUUGUUGAUGCUGUUGUUUAUUCUUUUUUAUUGUUAUUGUUAUUACCUUCCUAUUCUAUGUGUAAUAUCAGGUUAUAUGUUUACAGAUAUGGUAUUGUACAUUAACAAUCCAGCCAAAGUUCGAAAAAUCUCCACGGAUGAAUACAUCUACAGAGGUUUUCAUGACAAGGUGGAAGGUUAAAUUCUCACAACCUUACAUCAUAAAGAUGGCUUUGUUUCUAAUUCAUUGCUGGAUCAACCAACAAGCAAUCAGAAUGAAAUAACCCUACAAGACAUUGAAUUCUGAUUUUUUUAAAUUAACAACGUCUUAUUUGAUGUGAACCCUUGAAAAGCAGUUUGUACAAUCGCUUUUCUUUGUUUUGAUUUGUUCUCGGGUGUUUGUUGUGAUGAUUUCUUAUCGGUGUUUCUUAUUAUUUCAUGUACUUUUAAAAAAGUAUGUUAAGCAGUUUCCCCUAAAAAUGUAUAUGUUCAUGUAAGUGAUUGUUGUUUUUGAUCUGUUUGAAGGUAAACAUUUUAAACAUU